This is a messenger RNA of Coffea arabica (coffee), 2041 nucleotides long. RefSeq names its product nuclear transport factor 2. Gene Ontology annotation, molecular function: mRNA binding. The record is from RefSeq and is a predicted model, not a curated record. Lineage: Eukaryota; Viridiplantae; Streptophyta; Magnoliopsida; Gentianales; Rubiaceae. Gene Ontology annotation, cellular component: cytosol; ribonucleoprotein complex.
AGACAAAAAACCAAAAAGCGAAACGCAGCUCAAAUCCAGUGGUCUCGAUGACGCCCACAAUUUAACGUAAAUAUACAUAUAAAUAUAUAUGUACAUAAAGCGCCACACUGGUCGCAGUCUCACGCACUAAAACACCACCACAAACACACACUACUGCUCCAACUCUACUCCAGUUCUACUGCUGCUGCGUCGUUCUGGAUGUUAGUAGUCGUGAGAGAAGAGGAAUGGGAAUGCGGGAAUCUUAGUUAGGGGUUUUUGGAUUGGGAAUUUCUGGAUCUUGCUGCUGAAUUUUUCCCCAUUUUGCAGAUCUAGGGUUUUUUAAUUUAAUUUUGUUUUGUUUUUCUCUGAACUCGAUUUUGGGAUUGGAUUCUUUCAAUCCCGAUAGCAAUGGCUACUCCGUUUCACUUGCCCGUCACUGCUGCUCAGGUUGGGACAUACUUUGUUGGGCAGUACUAUCAGGUCCUACAGCAACAGCCAGAAUUUGUUCACCAGUUCUACAGUGAUGCUAGCACUGUACUUCGGAUUGAUGGAAAUACCAGGGAUACCGCCACAUCAAUGCUGCAUAUCCACACGCUUAUUAUGUCACUCAAUUAUACUGCUAUAGAAAUUAAGACGGCUCAUUCCUUGGAGUCUUGGAACGGUGGAGUUUUGGUGAUGGUUUCAGGUUCUGUGCAUGUAAAAGAUUUCAAGGGAAGGAGAGAGUUUGUGCAAACCUUUUUCCUUGCUCCUCAGGAAAAAGGUUACUUUGUUCUUAAUGAUAUAUUUCAUUUUGUUGAUGAUGAAAACCAUGUCCAGCAUUCAGUGGCCUAUUUGCCACAGAGCAAUCUUGACUCCAAGCUAAAUGCACCAACUGGUAUUCGAGAACAAGUACCCAACUAUGUGCUGGGUGGAGACAUUCAGGGAAGGGAAUUUGUUGCUGCUUCAACAAUCGAAGAAAACGGUCCUGUUGAUAGCUAUAAUUUUCCGGAUGAAAGGUUGAAAAAUGUCCCUGAAGCUGACAAGAUUCUGGAAGACAAUUUUGCUGUACAAUCAAACGGUUCACUUCAGAGUGCAAUGAAUUCGGUGCAAGACCAUUUAUCUAUUGCUGUUGACGAGCCAGUUGGGGAGCCCCAGAAGCACACCUAUGCUUCUAUUGUUGCAAAGGGACAAACUGCUCAAGCUAUUCCUCCUCAGUCUGCCUUUAACAAGAAUGCACCCGCAUCUACGGAUUGGCACCAUGUAUCUGACCCCCCUAGUCAGCUUCCUAUUGAAUCAUCAAAUAGUGUUGAAAGGACUGGAAUGGAUCAUGUGGAAGAAGCCUCAGGUGCUGAAGAUGAAGUUGAAGUGAAAUCAGUAUAUGUUAGAAAUGUACCAACUACUAUGGGUCCUUCUGAAAUUGAGGAGGAAUUUAAGAAAUUUGGCAGACUUAAGCCUGAUGGUGUGGCCAUCAGAACGCGGAAGGAUAUUGAUAUCUGCUAUGCAUUUGUCGAAUUCGAAGAUAUUGCUGGUGUCCAGAAUGCAAUUAAGGCAUCUACGGUGCAGAUAGCUGGGCACCAACUAUACAUUGAAGGCCGGAGACCGAACAGAGGCAUCCCUAUUCGAGGAAGAGGAAGGGGUAGGGGCAGGAUUAGCUACCAGAUGGAUGGAGCAAGGGGACGCUUUGGUGGUCGUGGUUUUGGUCGGGGUAGCAGCCAAGACGGAAAUGACCGAGACUACAUUAGACCAAGGGCAAAUGGCUUCUACCGACAAGGUCCUCGUCAAGAAAGAGUAUUUUCCAGCGGCCACCAGGGAUUAAGAAACGGGCAGAGCUCUUCGGAAUAAAUACAAGAUUUUGUUUCAAAGGGUGAAAAGUUUUGAGCCUAUUUGAAUUUGCUAUUUCACCUUCAUAGCUCCCGAGAUUAAGUAUAUUUAUACUAGUGUUUGCAAUUAGAUGCAUUAAAAAGAAUCAUCGCAAUAUGUUCUUUUUGGGGCAGUUUAUCAAUUGAAUAUCCGUCUUGAUACAAGCACACUGACGCAGUCAUUACUUAGUGCGUAGAUUUUAUGGGGCGAUGCUUUGUUGAUA